AUGGAUGACCCUGCCAGUCGCGUCCCCGGGCAAUUGCUGCCCCAUAUGCAUCUCGUGUCGCGCAAUCGCUAUCCGCUGAUGCAUAUGAUGCCCACCGAAACCGUCGUCGAAUACCUCCUCUCCGCGCCCAAGAUAGUCCGUGAAGGACAACCGAUGCACUGGACGUUCCUCGAUGGUCCACAAGAUGGCACGGUUAUGCUUACAUGGCAACCUUUGAAUCAUCUGGGGACCAACUUCGCGAGUGAUGGUUAUGUUUGGGCCGACGCCGAGCAGGCAUUUACCUUUGAGGCUCGAGGUUACGUUGUGGAAAUGUGGCUGCACCGUAGUGGCUAUCAUCCUCCCAACGAGUCACUCGCAAUCCAUUCUCGCAGACGAUACCGGCUCCUGCCAACUAAAGUUCCAAACCCCAACCUGCCUCCACCUGAUCCUUCGCUAUGGAUCGUACACUAUUCCCGAUCGCCUCCUACGGAUCACAUUCCCGCAAACCGAAUUCCAGUUCUCCCUCAAAUCCAAGGCAUGCUGGCCCAGCGUCGGUUCCUGCAAAGCCAGGGUAUACUGGCGCGUAAGGACUUCAUGUUGCAUGACCGCAAUAACUGGCCCGCGAUUGGAUUACCACCCCAAAUGGGUGCUCAGCAGGGGUACCAGCAACCCCAGGCGCAAUUCCCGAGUGCAAUGGUCGGACGGCAGCCAUUUUACCCGCAACCCGGCCCAGGUGUGCAGCCUCCCGCUGGUCCAGCCCAGGCAAAAGCGCCUCGUGGGCACCGCGCUUCAUCGGCGGCGGUCAAUGCGGCCACCGCUGAUUUUGCCUUGGAAGACGAAGACGUUUCCGCGGGAGACAUCAUGGAUCUUCUUACGCCUCGUGAAGUGAGCAAAAUGAGGUACCAGCAACACCAUGAAUGGAUGGAAGAAGUUUUGGCCUCGCCGUACGCUAUCAGUCAAAUCACUCCGGUAUCUUUGGGCUUAGGUAGAAAAGGAGAGCUUGAGUCGUUAACUACAGGAUUCUUCGAUGCACCUGUCGGUCCUGCCAACGGAGAGUCGACGGACGGCAAUGAAGCAAAGCAGGCGACCAAACUGGAGCCGGAGAAGGCUGAAGAAUUUGCCGAUCGCGUUGCCAAGAAGGUCGCCGAUAUGACAGCGGAGAUCGAAAAGUUGAAGAAGCGACACGCGCGACGGAUGGAGAAGUUCAACCGUACUUCUUUGCUAAAAGACGCCGAAAUUCGGUUGCGCGAUGCUGCAUCCGACCCGGCAGAUACUGGCUCUGAGAUCUGGAGGCUGGAAGGCCGUAUCGAAAUCCCUACUGAUGAGGAUAACGUGCCUCUUGCGCCGAUAGAGCACAAGGCCAAAUACAAGGUUGGCGAUAUCGUCAAGGAAGUAGAAGACAAGUGGCAGAAGCAAAUUGUACCAGAGCCAAAGGUCUCCUGUAUCGAAAAGGGUGGUCUGCUGGAAAAGAUUGAACCGGAGCAGAAGACAACAGAGGCUGACGUGGAAAUGGAUCAAGGGGACACCAACUUGCUUGACCAGUUCACUACUCAAGGCCAACCACUCGCUACGACAGCCCCAGCCAUAUCUGUCGCACAGCCAACGGCGGGCGUCACCCAGCAGGACCAAUCUUUUGCUGGUUUAGAUAUUGAUAUGGACCUGGGAAACAUUCAACCCACGGGCACCGCCUCAGGCGAGACUGGUGAUUGGGUCAUGGUGAACGACAAAAAGGACGACACUCCAGGUAGCGGCAUUCAGGGUCUAACGCCUGGAAAUACAGGCGCAGACACCGGUCUCGAUGGUGCAAACUUUGACUUCACCAAUAUGGACAGUGCCGGCGACGCGCUUGCUGCGUACACCGAGCAGCACGAUGGCCUGGAUCUCCCUGACUUGGAUAACUCAGCCUUUGGAGACGCGUUCCACGCAUCAGAUAACGAAAACACGCACCAUCAUGAUGCGGAUGACAUGUCUUGA
Molecule: messenger RNA, 1953 nt
Organism: Aspergillus puulaauensis
Lineage: Eukaryota; Fungi; Ascomycota; Eurotiomycetes; Eurotiales; Aspergillaceae
Exons: 3
Coding region: 1-1953 (650 amino acids)
Biological process (GO): chromatin remodeling
Source: RefSeq, a predicted model, not a curated record